This is a messenger RNA of Epithele typhae, 543 nucleotides long. RefSeq lists its product as uncharacterized. The transcript is spliced from 4 exons. The coding region runs from base 1 to 543 and encodes 180 amino acids. The record is from RefSeq and is a predicted model, not a curated record. Lineage: Eukaryota; Fungi; Basidiomycota; Agaricomycetes; Polyporales; Epitheliaceae.
AUGAAGACCUCUUUCGCUGCCCUUGUCCUGUCGGCUCUCGCUCUUUCUGUGCACGCGCUUCCCUCUUACCCGUACUCGUCUUUCACGGACUGCAACUACACUACCACUGUCCAACCGUCGACGCAUUCAAGCAGCUCGAUCCCUUCGUCCACGCAGUCCACCACUUCUCCGCCCGUCACCACUUCCCCCACCGUUCCCCCCGAGUGCUGCGACAGUACCGUGCCGCUCUUCCGCGCAUACCAAAUCUCCGCCACGGACCACUUCUACACCACCAACGCGACGGAGCGCGACAUCGCCGUCGCCAGGCUCAAUUACACCAACGAGGGGACCGCCGCCCAAGUCUUCCCCGCCGCCGUCUCCGGCGCGGAGCGCGACCACGCGUGCGGGAGCGUGCCGUUCUACCGGCUGUACCAGCCGUCGGUGAUCGACCACUUCUACACGACCGACGCGCAGGAGCGCGACAACGCGGUCACAUUGUUGGGCUACUCGUACGAGGGAGUUGCCGGGUACGUGAACCCGGUGAAGGGCGCGUACUGCUACUAG